Molecule: messenger RNA, 591 nt
Organism: Coprinopsis cinerea okayama7#130
Lineage: Eukaryota; Fungi; Basidiomycota; Agaricomycetes; Agaricales; Psathyrellaceae
Exons: 7
Coding region: 1-591 (196 amino acids)
Source: RefSeq, a predicted model, not a curated record
AUGUCGGGAACGUCGAUUGGAACAUAUCCCGAUCGGGACAUCCCACUUCCCGAUCGGGCAAGCGCUGUGACAUCAUCAGCGACGGAUUGCCGAUGUGUGUUGGUGACGGGAGCCACAGCUGGAAUCGGUCGGGAGCUUGCGAGGAGCAUCGCGCGGUUGAGCAGCAAGCUUACUGCUAUUGCCGUGGGUCGCAGACAGGAGCGAUUGGAGGAACUAGAAAAAGAGGGUCUGGAAAUUAUCCAGUUUGAUAGUGACACAGACGAGAAGGGAAUAUCAUCUUUCGUGGAUAAAGCGAUAGCACAUUAUCCCCAGCUUGACGGCAUCGUUCUCUGCGCUGGGGUGCAGAAAGAUAUGGACCUAAAGAAGGAUGCAGAUGAUCAAGGCACGCCCUCGGUCAUAACGACUGUAUCGUCGUCGUUGGGCAUCGUUCCGGCUGCCUGCCAACUGGUCGAGUCUGAACUUCACGACGAAGAAGGCACUACGGAAAAACUCAGCAGUUUCUGGGUUCCCCUCGACAAGUACAUCGAGAGCACUAAGAAGGGACUUAAGGCAGGAGACGGCAGAAUUUGCUACGACAAUGAAGCAAAGUAG